Molecule: messenger RNA, 2673 nt
Organism: Acanthisitta chloris (rifleman)
Lineage: Eukaryota; Metazoa; Chordata; Aves; Passeriformes; Acanthisittidae
Gene: SMG8
Product: SMG8 nonsense mediated mRNA decay factor
Exons: 4
Biological process (GO): nuclear-transcribed mRNA catabolic process, nonsense-mediated decay
Source: RefSeq, a predicted model, not a curated record
AAUCAGCUGCAGGCGUACUACAGCCAGGAGAACCGCGUGCUCUACCUGGUGCUCACCUCCAUCUGCGACACGCCGCAGCUGCUGCGGGCCUGCGGGGACCUGGCCAGGGCCGAGAACAGGGAGGCUGGGCCCGGACAUCCCUCUGGUGGGCCGGCACCCCUGCCCCACGCCGAGGCACACGAGUUUUGGAAGCACCAGGAGAAGCUGCACUGCCUGAGCCUCCUCUACCUCUUCUCUGUCUGCCACAUCCUGCUGCUGGUGCAUCCCACCUGCUCCUUUGACAUCACCUACGACCGUGUUUUCAGGGCUCUGGAUGGGCUGCGGCAGAAGGUGCUGCCCUCCCUGAAAGCUGCCAUCAAGGACUGCCCCGUGGGCAAGGAGUGGAAGCUCAACUGCAGGCCGUGCCCUCCACGCCUCCUCUUUCUCUUCCAGCUCAACGGGGCUCUGAAGGUGGAUCCCCUGCCAAGCAGGGGCCAGGACCCCUGUGGUCACCUGGAAAAGCCACCCCCCAAGAAGCAUUCCCCCAAGAGGAGGCUGCAGCAUGCUCUGGAGGAUCAGAUCUACCGCAUCUUCCGCAAGAGCAGGGUGCUGACCAACCAGAGCAUCAACUGCCUCUUCACCGUGCCUGCUAACCAGGCUUUCGUGUACAUCGUGGCUGGUGGGCCCCAGGAUGGAGAUGACCCAGUGGCCAUGCUGCUGGACCAGCUCAGGAGCAACUGCACCAUGAGAGAGACUGACUCUCUGCUGACUCCCGCCCUGUCGGGACCCAGGAGGUACCAGAUGAUGAGACAUGGCAGGCAGCAGCUCUCCUUCCACGCAGAGAGCACCAGCAGCAGCUCCAGCUCCUCUGGGCAGCUUGUGGACUGCACCCUCAAGGAGUUCUUGUGGCAGCACGUGGAGCUGGUGCUCAGCAAGAAGGGCUUCGAUGACAGCGUGGGGAGGAACCCGCAGCCCUCACACUUCGAGCUCCCAACCUACCAGAAGUGGGUUGCUGCAGCUUUGAAACUGUAUGAAGUGACCAUUGAAGGCAAAGAUGAUGACCCCACCACUGGGGAGCUGAGCUCCAAAAUCAUGAGCAGCAUCAAAGUCUUGGAAGGUUAUUUAGAUAUAGACACCAAGUUCUCAGAAAACCGUUGCCAGAAGGCUCUGCCCAUGGCCCACAGUGCCUACCAGUCCAACCUGCCCCACAAUUACACCAUGACAGUCCACAAGAACCAGCUGGCCCAGGCCCUGCGGGUGUACAGCCAGCACGCCCGUGGCCCAGCCUUCCACAAGUAUGCCAUGCAGCUCAACGAGGACUGCUACAAGUUCUGGAGCAAUGGGCACCAGCUCUGUGAGGAGAGGAGUUUGACUGACCAGCACUGUGUGCACAAGUUCCAUCUGCUCCCAAAAGCAGGGGAAAAGCCAGAAGCAGACAGAAACCCUCCCAUCCUGUACCACAACAGCCGCGCUCGUUCCACCGGUGCCUGUAACUGUGGGAGGAAACAAGCUCCUCGGGAGGACCCCUUUGAUAUCAAAGCAGCCAAUUAUGACUUCUACCAGCUGCUGGAAGAAAAGUGCUGUGGGAAACUGGAGCACAUCAACUUUCCCAUAUUUCAGCCAAGCACACCUGAUCCGGCGCCUGCUCGGGAUGAGUCAUCGCCUGCUCCUCCGGAAGGAGAGAUUGAGAAACUCAAGGAGAAAGAACCUCAGACUCAGGGAGAAAGCACAGGCCUGAGCUUGGCCCUCAGCCUGGGCCAGUCCACAGGCAGCCUGGGCACUUACCCACCCGAUGCCCAGGGUGGAGCAGACAAUGCAGAGGGUCAUGGGCAGAGUGGGGACUCCAAAAGUGAGAAGAGGCCGAGCCUGGUGGAUCGCCAAGCGUCCACCGUCGAGUACCUCCCUGGGAUGCUCCACUCCAAUUGUCCCAAAGGCCUGUUACCCAAAUUCUCCAGUUGGUCACUGGUUAAGCUGGGCCCUGCUAAGGCUUAUAACUUCCACACAGGCUUAGAUCAACAAGGCUUUAUCCCAGGAACAAACUAUUUAAUGCCUUGGGACAUUGUCAUCAGGACAAGAACUGAAGAUGAAGGAGACUUAGACACCAAUUCCUGGCCUGCACCUAACAAGGCUGUUCCUGGGAAAAGAAGUGCAGUUGUGAUGGGAAGAGGCAGACGGAGAGACGACAUCGCUCGAGCUUUCGUAGGGUUUGAAUACGAAGACGCACGUGGGAGGAGGUUCAUGUGCUCAGGGCCUGAUAAGGUCAUGAAGGUGAUGGGAGGAGGACCAAAGGAAUCUGCCAUCAAAGCCCUCAAUUCUGACAUGCCCCUGUACAUCUUGUCCUCCACGCAGGGACGAGGCCUCAAGCCACACUAUGCUCAGUUCAUGAGGCUCUUUGUGGUGGUUCCUGAUGCUCCACUGCAGAUCACAUUAACACCUCAGGUUCAACCAGGGCCACCACCUUGUCCUAUAUUCUACCCUGAGAAGCAGGAGAUCACCCUCCCCUCCGAUGGGCUGUGGGUGCUUAGGUUCCCUUAUGCGUACGUCACCGAGCGCGGUCCCUGCUUUCCUCCCAAGGAAAGCCAACAGCUCAUGAGCUACAAAGUUCUCCGAGGGAUACUGAAAGCAAUCACACAGUGAGAGUUCUUUUGGUGGAUUUAAUGUACAUAGACUGUUUUCCAUCCAGUGCAUGGGUUU